AUGGUGCUUGAGAGCCGGCUGGCUGACCUGCUGCAAGGACAGGCCAAGAAGUUUAUCCAUGGCUUCAACGCGGAGCACCUGAAUCUAGGCCUCCUUAGUGGUUUUUUGGAACUUCGUAACUUGGCGCUGAACCCCGAGCCUGUCGAUGAGCUGAUGCUCGGCAGUGACCUGCCAUUCGUUCUCAAGGCUUGA
This is a messenger RNA of Symbiodinium pilosum, 192 nucleotides long. The record is from the annotation of a GenBank genome assembly. NCBI's taxonomy places the organism in Eukaryota, Dinophyceae, Suessiales, Symbiodiniaceae.